GAUUGAGAUGCGGGGUGCAUAUAAAUAAUCUGUCGAUUAGUUUGACUCCCCUCUGGGUCCGUCCGUCCAGGCUCUGCGUUUUUACGAUCAUCCCUUUGCUUGCGUAAUUGGCAGGUUUCUGUUCAAACCGAACGCCUCCCAUAACUUUGCCGUCGCCGUUCACAACAAAUAUUCUUCAGCGCCCUCAUUCCGCUAUCAUGCCCAAAGAGCUUCCGGGGUUCUACUAUGAUGCAGAGAAGAAUAGGUAUUUUCCAUUAAAAGGCCCUAUUCCGGGUUCCUCUCCAAAACCACCUCCCAUGCCACCCUCUUCGCGGACCAAGCAGGAAACUACCGUUCUCCUCCGACUAACUCAUGUUGACGUAUGCCAAAGCACAAAAGUAAGACAAGAGGAGCUUCUACAGGCACGGGAAUUGUUUGGUAAGGUGAUCUCUUCCCGGAAAGGGAAGGUGAGCAUGCAGGCUGAAUAUCAAAAGAGACAUGCAUCGAAACCUACGGUAUGGAAAUAUAAAGGGACCAAAAGGAUGGGAAAUAUUGCAUUGGAACAUAUGAUUGCUGAUGUAACCUCGCCACAUGGUCUAAUAAAAAGAGACAUAUUAUUUACAGGUGGUGCCAAUGGUCUAUUGUGUCUUUUUCAAGUUGGAAUGGCUCAACAAGACAUAGAUCCAACACAAGCUUACAAGGCAGAUUGCAUAUGGCCACUCAAUCUGGACCAAGCACCCACUCGCAAAGAGUUAUUAAGACACCUUGGGAGCUCUUAUGGAGCUACGACAUAUAUGUCCUCGGAUGUGUCAUCUAUUAAGGCGUCAAUGAGUUCUUCACCAGCCAGUGAUAUGUUACCAAAACAUUUCUUGAUAACAACUCUGGGAUCUGGCAGUGCUCCCGGAUCUGUCUACCUGCUAGAUUUAACCAAACCACUUGACUUUGAUGCUAGUGUUCCCAUGGCUAGGGAAGGAUUUUAUGAACUUGCUUCAUUUAGGCAGACACUGUGGACUGCUGAUUGUGGUCCUGGUGGAAGGCAUGCUGCAAUUGGAACCAAUAGGGGAGUUGAGUUGCUCAAUAUGGAUACUGGAGCAUCAUCACGGGUGCUUCAUUGUGAAAUUGAUGUUUUGUCCCUGCAGAUUGAUCAAUCUGGGAAUUUCAUUAUUUCUGGUUUGAGAAACGGAGCAAUUAUGACUGUUGAUUCUCGCCAAAAACCAAUCAAGAGGAGCAGAAAUUUCCAAUCGAAGAGUAUGAUGCCUUCUUCUGUUUGUUGUUUGACAUCACUUAAGGCAUGGGAUCAAUACUUCUUGGCGAGCUCCAUGGAUGGUUCGAUCUGGCUCUACGAUCAACGUUCACUUGAGAGAGGGCCAGUUCAAUCUUAUGAAGGGAAUGUAAAUUCACAUACUCGUAUACAACUUGGAGUUGACCCAUCAGAGAAAGUAGUCCUGUCAGGUGGAGAGGACUGCUGUGUCAGACUCUGGGAUAUCAAGUCUGGUGAACUUCUAUUCAAGGAUAGAAUGAUGAAUUCAAUCCCCUCAGCUGUUUGCUGGCCAAGAAACUCAGAUGGGCAAGAUUGCAACAGAUGGUACUGGGAGGAACAUCAUUUGGGGGCUUGGCUGGGGUCAUAUGACGGGAUCACUUACAUGGACUGGCUGUGAUAGAUGGGGGUGCGGGUGCUGGUCCUGGUCCUGGUGCUGGUAUCGGUCCGGGGCCUUCUCAUUUACCGGAAAUUUACUUGAGUUGAGCUCGCUGGAUGCAACUCUAACUCCCUGGUUGGUUAUUUUGUAACAACACAAUCAGUGCAAUCUUGGGAUUAGAUCAAUCAGUUAGUUAUAAACGGAUAGCGCUUGGUCUCAGCACAUGGCAUUUGGACAUUAUCGGACACCAUGGUUCGGUGUGGUGUGGUCAGCCAUCUGGAGUAGAGUGGGGACAAAAGGCCAGCACCCGCCCGUGAUCACGAUAGAUAAUGAUUGAGACCCAUGUAACAAAACAGAUAUAGGUUGUAUUUAUUUAUUUAUAUAUGAUUUUAUUCUAUUUUA
Molecule: messenger RNA, 2018 nt
Organism: Andrographis paniculata
Lineage: Eukaryota; Viridiplantae; Streptophyta; Magnoliopsida; Lamiales; Acanthaceae
Exons: 14
Coding region: 198-1637 (479 amino acids)
Molecular function (GO): protein binding
Source: RefSeq, a predicted model, not a curated record